UGUAUUCAUUCGAAAGUGAAAAUGUUUAAGAAUUCAGCGCGUCUUGUUAGCUUGUUUGCCUGGCUUGCCAUAAGUCUGGCACACACGAUCACGCCCACCAUCAAGGAAGGUGCCACGGAUUUACAGGUGACACCGUUUGUGCAAAUCGGCAAUGGAUAUUAUUAUUUUGAGAACACUAUAAAAGCCAAUUGGUUUGCUGCCUUUGAGGCGUGUCGUCGCAUGGAUGCCAGUUUGAUCAGCUUGGAGACCACUCAGGAAUGGCAGGCGAUCGCCAAUCAUUUGAACUCUUUUGGCUAUCCCAAUCACUAUUGGACAUCGGGCACCGAUUUGGCCAAACAAAGUGAGCACGUUUGGUUUGCCAAUGGCAAAGCCUUGACCAUCGAUGCCUGGGCACGCGGACAACCCGAUAAUGCUGGCAAUAACGAGCACUGCGAUCAUUUGGUCUACAAUCGCGAAAAUCCGCUAGUGAGAGAAAUGAAUGAUCAGCCUUGCACCGCCAACAUGAAUUACAUUUGCGAAGCACGUCAACCCUAUACAGUGUCAUUUGUUGUUUGGUAAACGAUCUUAAAUAAACGUUUAUUCAUUUGCAAUGCAUAUUGUCCGCAAAAUUUAUCUACAAUUAUUAUUACGGGCU
This is a messenger RNA of Drosophila albomicans, 634 nucleotides long. RefSeq names its product C-type lectin 37Da-like. NCBI's taxonomy places the organism in Eukaryota, Metazoa, Arthropoda, Insecta, Diptera, Drosophilidae. The coding region runs from base 22 to 558 and encodes 178 amino acids. Gene Ontology annotation, biological process: biological process involved in interspecies interaction between organisms. Gene Ontology annotation, molecular function: carbohydrate binding. Gene Ontology annotation, cellular component: external side of plasma membrane. The transcript is spliced from 2 exons. The record is from RefSeq and is a predicted model, not a curated record.